Molecule: messenger RNA, 654 nt
Organism: Aegilops tauschii subsp. strangulata
Lineage: Eukaryota; Viridiplantae; Streptophyta; Magnoliopsida; Poales; Poaceae
Source: RefSeq, a predicted model, not a curated record
CCUACCCACUCACGAGCAAGCCACCACACCACUUCCCCUCCAUGGAGCUCCCGUGUCCGGCACCUGCCCCGGCGACGCGCCUUCCCACCACCCCGGCGACGCCACCCCGGCGACGGCUGGCGGGGUCGCCGGCUUCCCACGCGCAUCCAAAUGAAGCGGCGGCUGUGGGAUCCACCGGAGGUCAGCGCCAAGGCCUUGAGACCGUGGCGGGGCUCGUCUUCUCGUUGCCGGAUCUAGCCGCCGGGGAGGCCAUAGCCGCGGUAGGGAGGUUGCGCGUCGACGACAACCACCUCCAGGUUUCUGCCGCUCCCCCCGACACGGGGCUGCGUCGACGGCGCCCGCGGCGGCGACGACCAUGUCCAGGCAUCUGCUGCUCCCUGGCGGCUGGCGUGGGGCUGCACUUCGACGACUUCCGCGGGGACGACGACCACCCCAGGCACUUGCGCUCCCCGACGUGGUCACGAACGCGAGCUGCCCUGCUCCCGCUGGGGUGCUUGGAGAUCAACACCGUUCUCCUAGUCAGUGCUUUGCUCGAUAUGCAUACUAGUCUUCCAGGACGGAAUGAGUUUUGAGAAGAAAAUAAAUGAUUUGCAGCUAUAUUUGAUCGGCUAUGUGCGCUGAAUUUCUGUAGUGAUGAAAGGGAUUUUUAGAGUU